Strongyloides ratti is the source of this 741-nucleotide messenger RNA. Its product is annotated as Proteasome subunit alpha type-6. Gene Ontology annotation, biological process: ubiquitin-dependent protein catabolic process. The record is from RefSeq and is a predicted model, not a curated record. NCBI's taxonomy places the organism in Eukaryota, Metazoa, Nematoda, Chromadorea, Rhabditida, Strongyloididae. The coding region runs from base 1 to 741 and encodes 246 amino acids. Gene Ontology annotation, cellular component: proteasome core complex, alpha-subunit complex; cytosol; nucleus. The transcript is spliced from 2 exons.
AUGUCUCGUGGAAGUAACGCAGGAUUUGAUCGUCAUAUUACAAUUUUUUCUCCAGAAGGACGUGUUUAUCAAGUUGAAUAUGCGUUUAAAGCAAUAAAUUCAACUAAUCUUACUUCUGUUGCCUGUAAAGGAAAAGAUACUGCUGUGAUUGCUGUUCAGAAAAGGCUUCCAGACAAACUUGUAGAUCCAUCAUCUGUUACAAGUCUUUAUAAGAUAACUGCUAAUAUUGGUUGUGCAAUGAUUGGAAUGAUUCCAGAUAGUGAAUUUCAAGUAAAACGUGCUAUUUAUGAAGGUGCCAAUUUCAAGUAUAAGCAUGGUUAUGAAAUGUCUUGUGAACAAUUAGCUCGUAGAAUUGCAGAUUUGAACCAAUAUUAUACACAAAAUGCUGAAAUGCGUUCACUUGGUUGUGCUAUGCUUCUCAUUUCUUAUGAUUUUGAAGAUGGUCCAUGUGUUUAUCGUGUUGACCCAGCUGGUUAUUAUCGUUCUAUGAAAGCUGUUUCUGUUGGAGUUAAAUCUCAAGCUGCCACCACAUUUUUGGAAAAGAAGUACAAGAAGAAAACAGAUUAUACAAAAGAGGAGGUAAUUCAAACAGCUCUUGAAUCACUUCAAAGCUCUCUUGGAGGUGAUAUUAAAUCAUCAGAAGUCGAAGUCGCUAUUGUUACUUCGGAUACACCAACUUUCCAAUUACUUACAGUUGAGGAGAUUGACCAUCAUCUAAAUGCUAUUGCUGAACGCGAUUAA